Messenger RNA from Daktulosphaira vitifoliae (grape phylloxera), 817 nucleotides. RefSeq names its product UPF0692 protein CG33108-like. The transcript has 3 exons. The record is from RefSeq and is a predicted model, not a curated record. Lineage: Eukaryota; Metazoa; Arthropoda; Insecta; Hemiptera; Phylloxeridae. The coding region runs from base 141 to 800 and encodes 219 amino acids.
UAGAACUAAAUAAAUAUGUUUUUAGGUUUAUUUAUAAGUUUUAUUCAUUUUAAGAUAAAACAUAAUGCUUUAAUAUUGCAUAUAUAUUUAGGCAUGAGACUGCAAAUGAGAUACUUGCUGAAAUAAAAAAAACAUGGUGCAUGUUAUAUCCUGGGUACCAAAAUCAAGGGUUGAAAUGCAAAAUUACCCCCCUUAAAUCAAUUAAACAAAUAGGACCAACUUGUGGAUUGGUUGUAUUAUGCAUGGCUGAACCUUUAUCAGAUUUUAGUGAACCUCGCGUGACAAUUGAUUUAUUGUAUAAUGAAGCAAAAAAACGAGGUUUCACUAAAUUAGGUGAAAUGUUUUCUACUUCCCAAAUGUGUGAAAUGGCUGAUUUAUUUUUAGCUAACUGGUACAAAAUUUAUCAUAUUAAUUAUUCACUCAUCAAGGAUAAGUCAUUUAUUGUAAAAUUGAUAAAAGAUGAUUGUUUAAUCAUUAUAUGUUAUGAUGAUGAUCGCAAUAUGAUGCCAACAGUUAACCAAGGACACACAGCACACUGGGCAAUAAUUUGUGGAAUGAUAGGAGAAGACCAUGUUAUAGCGAGACAUGGAAAAAAAUCAAAAUAUAGUGUGUGGCCCAUAAAUGAUUUAGCAGCUAGUAAUGAUGGAUUAAUAGAAGUGAAACCUACUUUAUAUCUAAACAUGGAUCAUUACGUUAUACCUAAAGAUGGUAUUAUAAAAAAAAGUCUAGCAUCACAAUUCAUGGUUUUAAAACCAAAGAACAAAUCUAAAGUAAUUAAUUCAUUAACUAUAAUAAUAUAGAGUGCUUAAUAAGUUAA